Messenger RNA from Cololabis saira (Pacific saury), 2340 nucleotides. RefSeq names its product protein disulfide isomerase family A, member 5 (gene pdia5). The record is from RefSeq and is a predicted model, not a curated record. Gene Ontology annotation, molecular function: protein disulfide isomerase activity. The coding region runs from base 85 to 1671 and encodes 528 amino acids. Gene Ontology annotation, cellular component: endoplasmic reticulum. Lineage: Eukaryota; Metazoa; Chordata; Actinopteri; Beloniformes; Belonidae. The transcript is spliced from 18 exons. Gene Ontology annotation, biological process: protein folding.
CUCUCAUCCUGGGAUGAAACGGACGCUUGCGCGGAGGCUCCGUCGAAAGCGGAGUGCGCAUGCGUGUCCAGACGUGGCAACGGCAUGAUGGCCUCUUGGAGCCGCUGCGGGAGGAUGAGAGGGGCGACAAUGAUCUCGCUGCUGCUGCUGGUGUGGCUGCUGGCCCUGCUGGAGGCGGGGAAGGUUUCUCCUCUCAUAGAGAGAAUCGCCGAUCACAAAGACUUCAAGAAGCUGCUCAGGACCAGAAGCAACGUUCUGGUGCUCUACACAAAGACAGCUACGUCAGGGGACUCCUACCUGAAACUGGUGUCCGACGUUGCUCAAACAGUUAAAGGCCAAGGGACUAUCGCCUGGGUCAACUGUGGGGAUUCGGAGGGCCGUAAGCUUUGCAAGAAAGUGAAGGUGGACCCGAGCUCCAAACACGGGGGAGCAGAACUGCUGCAUUACAAAGAUGGGACAUUCCACACCGAGUACAGCAGACCCGCCACCCUAAAGUCUAUGGUUGCAUUUUUAAAAGACCCGUCGGGCCCUCCUCUGUGGGAGGAGAACCCCGAGGCCAAGGACGUUAUCCACGUGGAAACAGAACGUGACUUCAGAAAGCUGCUGAAGAAGGAGGAGAGGCCGGUCCUCAUGAUGUUCUACGCCCCCUGGUGUGGGGUUUGCAAGAGAAUGCAGCCCAUUUUUCAGCAAGCAGCCACAGAAACAAAAGGAAAAUACGUAUUGGCAGGAAUGAACGUGCACCCGGCUGAGUUUGACGGCCUGAAGCAGGAGUACACCGUCAAAGGCUACCCGACCUUCUGCUACUUUGAGAAAGGAAAGUUCCUUCAUCACUAUGAAAACUACGGCGCUACAGCCAAGGAUAUCGCAGACUGGAUGAAGAACCCCCAGCCGCCGACGCCGAAGACUCCCGAAGUGCCGUGGUCGGAGACGGACUCCCCCGUCUUCCACCUGACCGAUGAUUCCUUUGACACUUUCUUGGAGGAGCAUCCCGCAGCCGUGGUCAUGUUCUACGCCCCCUGGUGUGGCCACUGCAAGAAAAUGAAGCCAGAGUAUGAUGAAGCGGCUGAAAUACUCAACAAGGGCGCAGAUAGUCCAGGCGUUUUGGCAGCGGUGGACACCACAGUGCACAAGGCUGUGGGAGACCGCUUCAAGAUCUCCGGUUUCCCCACAGUCAAGUAUUUUGAGAAAGGUGAAGAUAAAUACACACUGCCACAUCUUCGGAGCAAAGACAAGAUCAUCGAGUUCAUGCACAAUCCUCAGGCCCCUCCACCCCCGGAGCAGUCCUGGGAGGACAAGCCGUCCAGCGUCAGCCAUCUAGGAUCAGAGGACUUCAGAGAGGCGCUCAAGAAAAAGAAACAUGCCUUGGUCAUGUUUUACGCUCCCUGGUGUCCGCACUGUAAAAGUAGCAUCCCCCACUUCACCACGGCGGCAGAACUGUUUAAGGAGGACCGCAAGAUUGCGUAUGCUGCCGUGGACUGCACCAGAGGACAGAACCACGACCUCUGUAAGCAGGAGGGGGUGGACGGAUACCCGACCUUCAGCUACUACAACUACGGCAAGUUCCUGGAAAAAUACAACGGAGAUCGGGGGGAGGCGGGAUUCAUCGGGUUCAUGCGCAGCCUGAGAGGGCGCGACCAGGAGAAGGUGGGGAAGAAGAAGGAGGAACUGUGAGCGUCGUGCAGGGAGGAGGGCGAUGCACUGGGACCUCGUGUCUAGCUCUGAAGCACUAAUAUUUGGGAGACUUGGUGACCUCGGCAAAAGGCUAUUUUUCUCAUACCGUGGUGAUUCCAUUUGUAACGAUACCAGUGGACAUCUUACAGUCUGACCAACCACUCAAGACUUCUUCUCUUCAUGGAUAGUCUGAUGGGCAAGAAAUAGACAAUACCUUUUUUUUUUUUUUCUUUUUUUUUUUUAAUGUUUUUGCCCAAUCACUGUGAGUAAAUAUGUGAAAAGCUACACCCUAUACUGUAUCUAUGCAAUAAAGGCCCGUCCUCCUGCCCCCGUCUGGGGUCCUGGGGGCUGAUCACGGUGGGGGCUGCUGGGGGGCAUCGUUAGGGUAAAGUGGAGCUUCUUUGUCACCACUAAAUGAUCCCCCUCCAGUCCCAUCCACCCUGCACUGUUUUGUAGAGGACACUCAUACUGAUUGAUGUAACACCCCCCCCUAAAAAACAAUACAGAACCUUCAUUCCAUCACCGAUAGGGUCUAGGACAUUAUUUCAUUAACCACUACACUGCAAAAACUCAAAUAUUUGUCUUAUUUCUACUUAAAAUGUUUAAUUUUUAGUAAAAAAAUAUCUCAUUACACUUAAAACAAGACUCAUCACUGGAAAAAACAACAAA